This is a messenger RNA of Sturnus vulgaris (Common starling), 1907 nucleotides long. Lineage: Eukaryota; Metazoa; Chordata; Aves; Passeriformes; Sturnidae. The record is from RefSeq and is a predicted model, not a curated record.
GUCACACUGUAAUAACUUUCUUUCUUUCCAGCCGACUGAUAUACCCUGCGGUUAUAACCUUCUGUAUAGCGUCUGUGACAUUUCCUCAUGGAUUUGGGCAGUUCAUGGCAGGAGAGUUGAUGCCACGGGAAGCCAUCAGCACUCUCUUUGAUAAUUAUACCUGGAUCAAACACUCUGGGGACACCCAGAUCCUAGGGAAAUCUGCUGCCUGGAUCCAUCCUAAAGUCAGUGUCUUCGUCAUCAUCCUGCUCUUCUUCCUCGUGAAGUUCUGCAUGGCUGUUAUUGCCACCACGAUGCCAAUCCCCUGUGGAGGCUUCAUGCCUGUUUUCGUAUUAGGUGCUGCAUUUGGACGUCUCAUUGGGGAAAUCAUGGCAUCGCUUUUCCCCAACGGGAUCCUCUUUGAUGACAUUCUUUAUCAAAUCUUACCUGGAGGGUAUGCUGUCAUUGGUGCAGCAGCUUUGACAGGAGCAGUGAGCCAUACUGUCUCCACCGCUGUGAUCUGCUUCGAGCUGACGGGUCAGAUCUCCCACAUCCUGCCCAUGAUGGUGGCUGUCAUUCUUGCCAACAUGGUAGCCCAGAGUUUGCAGCCCAGCCUCUACGACAGCAUCAUCCAGGUGAAGAAGUUGCCCUACCUGCCAGACCUGGGCUGGAAUCACAUAAGCAAAUACAAUAUCUUUGUUGAGGACAUUAUGGUCCAAGAUGUGAAAUUUGUUUCCUCCAACUGUAAAUACCGAGACUUGCAAGCGGUACUCCAAAGCACCACAGUGAAAUCUUUGCCUUUGGUGGACUCACCAGAGACCAUGAUCCUCCUGGGGUCUGUGGAGCGUUCGGAACUUCAGGCUCUGCUCCAGACACACAUCAGCCCAGAGCGGCGGCGGCUCCUCAACAGAGAAAUGCAGCAGAAGCUGAAUGAGGCACCCUACAAUGGACCCUGGGCAAACCUGCCAAAGAUGAAGCAUGAUUCUUUUGCUUAUGUCGAUGAGGAUGAGGAUACAGAGGAGAAAGGAGAGCUGCCUCGGCCUCCAAGUCCUACUCCCAGUUAUCCAGAGGAGCCCAAUGGCCCAACAAGUCCUCUUAAACAAAUGCCUGAAACCUUGGAGCCCCAGCAACGCUCAGGCAGAUUCAGGCAUCUGAGGCAACUGAUCCAGCAGCUCUUGUGCCAUUGCAGCCGUCCACAUGAAACAGAGAGCACCAUCCAGGAGCCAGGGGAAUUCAUUGAGACAAUGACACCAGAAGAGAUAGAUGCUUGGGAACAGGAGGAGCUGAACAAGAAUGUGUGCUUUGACAGCUGCCGCGUAGAUCCCUCCCCUUUCCAACUGGUGGAGAGAACUUCCCUGCACAAGACACACACGUUGUUCUCACUGCUGGGCCUCAGCCAUGCCUAUGUAACCAGCAUGGGGAAGCUGAGGGGAGUGUUGGCUUUGGAAGAGCUCCAGAAGGCAAUAGAGGGUUCCACCCGUUCUGGGGUCCGUCUCCGACCACCCCUCGCCAGUUUCCGUGACAUCAGGACCUCAGCCAACACUGAGGUGGGGCAGGGCACUGAGGCGUGGAGCCGGGAGGACAACGGCACGGCGGCAGCACAGCAAGCAGCAAACCUGGGCACUGAGAGCCCUCUGCCUCCCUGCUCACACUCCCCACAGCCCUCACACUCACAGGAAGAGGGGGAAGUCCCCAGCUCCGCUUGUGCCACGGAUACUGAGCUGGAAGAGAUGGAGCUGACAGGGCCAGUUGCUGAAAACAUCUCAGAUAUCCUCAAGGACAUAAACCUACGCACCACUGACCUGGAUGAAGAUGAAGAUGAGGAUGAGGAUGUUGCCUUAUAGCUGGUGUGAGGGUAGCAGUCCAUCACACCCUUCAGUGAGCCAGUCUUCUUGUAUUUGCUCCUCCAAGAGAAGCUUUUGGAUAUU